This is a messenger RNA of Pectinophora gossypiella (pink bollworm), 10352 nucleotides long. RefSeq names its product vesicular acetylcholine transporter (gene VAChT). The transcript is spliced from 2 exons. The record is from RefSeq and is a predicted model, not a curated record. Bases 257 to 2086 code for a protein of 609 amino acids. Gene Ontology annotation, biological process: transmembrane transport; xenobiotic transport; chemical synaptic transmission. Gene Ontology annotation, cellular component: terminal bouton; membrane; AP-1 adaptor complex. Gene Ontology annotation, molecular function: acetylcholine transmembrane transporter activity; xenobiotic transmembrane transporter activity. Lineage: Eukaryota; Metazoa; Arthropoda; Insecta; Lepidoptera; Gelechiidae.
CGCGGCCGGGCCGCCGCCGCCUCGCCCGCGCGCGUCGCCAGCACCAUCCGGGGGUACCUCUCCAACAAGGUCGGCUCGCUGCAGCUCAGAGACUCAGGUUCCGAAGUCCCGGUCGGGGGUCGCGCCGAGUAAAUGAACAAUAAGAGAGACACGAAUACUAUACACACCAAGGAGGAAAGAGACGGGGAGUGCCUCCGAACAUGAGCACAGGAUCUUUAAAGUUAAGGUACCAGUGAUAUUGUUGAACUAAUACAAGAUGGCGGAGGGGCCGCAGUCAAUAUGGCAGAAGAUCGACGGCGCCACGAUCCCCAUGAUCAACCUGGAGGUGCGCGAGGUGCGCGAGAUACUGUGGGAGAAGAUCAAGGAGCCGACGUCGCAGCGCAAGAUCAUCCUCGUGAUCGUGUCCAUCGCGCUGCUGCUCGACAACAUGCUGUACAUGGUGAUCGUGCCCAUCAUCCCCGACUACCUGCGCUACAUCGGCGCUUGGGGCGAAGCCGGCUACGACCACGUGGUCACGCUCGCGCCCAUCCGGGAGGGCAACCGGACCAUCAUCCCUACAAAGAUCAUACCGGCGUCUCACGAGGGACAGGACUCCGCCACCGGCGUCCUGUUCGCCUCUAAAGCUAUAGUACAACUCAUGAUCAACCCCUUCUCCGGUGCCUUAAUCGACCGUAUCGGGUACGAUGUACCCAUGAUGAUCGGACUUAUAAUAAUGUUCCUGUCCACCUCCAUAUUCGCUUGCGGCCGCAGUUACAGCAUGUUGUUCUUCGCUCGGAGUCUGCAGGGCGUGGGGUCCGCGUUCGCCGAUACCGCCGGGUUGGCAAUGAUUGCUGAUCGCUUCACGGAGGAGAAUGAACGGUCCAAAGCUCUCGGCAUUGCGCUCGCGUUCAUCAGCUUCGGUUGCCUCGUCGCACCACCAUUUGGAGGCGCUUUAUACCAGUUCGCCGGCAAGGAGGUACCGUUUUUGAUCCUCGCUUUGAUAUCACUAAUGGACGGUUUCAUGUUACUACUCGUAAUGAAGCCAUUGAAAACGCAAAUAAAGGAAGCAAACCAACCGAAGCCAGUUGGAACGCCAAUCUGGAAGCUGUUGAUGGAUCCUUACAUCGCCGUAUGCGCUGGAGCGCUUAUGAUGUCAAACGUUGCGUUAGCGUUCCUUGAACCGACAAUCUCGUUCUGGAUGGAGGACAAUCUCACCAAGGAUAACUGGAAGAUAGGCAUGAUAUGGCUACCCGCGUUCUUCCCGCACGUUCUGGGAGUUAUAAUUACCGUAAAAAUGGCGAAAAAGUACCCGCAGCAGCAGUGGCUGAUGGCGGCCGGUGGGCUGGCAUUGGAGGGACUGUGUUGCUUUAUCAUUCCCUUCGCGAACUCGUACAAGAUGUUGAUGAUCCCAAUCUGCGGCAUCUGCUUCGGUAUCGCGCUUAUCGACACGGCGCUGCUGCCCAUGCUCGGCUACCUGGUGGACGUGCGCUACGUGUCGGUGUACGGUAGCAUCUACGCCAUCGCAGACAUUUCGUACUCGUUCGCGUACGCUGUCGGCCCCAUCAUCGCCGGCGAGGUCGUCGAGGCGAUUGGCUUCACGGCUCUCAAUCUGUUUAUCGCGUUCGCCAACCUGCUGUACGCGCCGGUCCUCAUGUACUUAAGGCACAUUUACGACUUCAAGCCCUUCGAGAACGAAGCGAACAUCUUGAUGGGCGACCCGCCCAACAAGGAGUAUCAGACGUACAGCUUGCAGGACCAGCGGCCUGUAGACGGCGAGUACAAGAACCACCUGGAGUACUCUAACGUGUCCGGGACGACGGGCGUGCAGGAGACGAGUGUCGACGCGGGGGGGUACUCUUACGACCAGUCGUAUCAGGGCGGGUACCAGAACUACGAUCAGGGUCAGGGCUACCAGCAGCAGCAGCAGGGUUACCAGCAGGACUAUCAGCAGCAGGAGGGCGGUUAUGCGCAGCCGCGGCAGCUGCCCGCGCAGCCCGCAGCCAACCCGUUCCGCGCGGCCGCUGCCAGCGCCGCACCUGCGCCCGCGCCUGCGCCCUCGCCGGCCCCCGGGCCCACCAUCAAGAAUCCCUUCCGGCAAGGCUUCUAGAGCUCUUCAGUGUUGUUGUCUUUUGAAUUUACUUGUUGUGUAAUUAUAAAUGUCUUAUAUUUGACUUCGAUCACUGACCGCGCGUGAUCUGCGGGUUGUUUAGUGUGACUAGAUGUCUAUAACUAGCUGUGCUUGUAAUAUAACUAUAUCGUAGUCCUCUUGCGGGUGACUGCAGGGAGACGUCUUUAGACCAGUCUAUAGAAUCUUAGGAAGAUACAUUUCGUAUCAUUGAGCGAUGUAACUCUAGUUCACUCAACUGUUCUAAGGUCGCACCUCUGCUAGCAGCCGCGCUGUUUUUCUUGUUGAAUCUUGUAUUGUUCGGAUAUAACUACAACUGUUGAUUAUGCCUUCUCAUAGUAUAUAGACGCAUUUAAUCAAACUGUAAGAACCAAUAUCGGUAAGACCAGAGAUUUUUUGCGUGUAGAAUAAUCAUGUAUAAUGGGAAAAUAUGGUUAUUUUAAAUCUAUUUCUAGAUAAAUUGACUCAUGUACAAUCAAGUAUAUUACGAAUAUUUCCCCUUUAUAUACCCGUAGCUGUGGAAGAGUUUCUUAAGGUAGAUAUUUUUUAUCGAUAAAGCUAUAUAAUAAUUAUUAAGAUACCUAAAUUCGGCACGUUUUGUAGGUGUAUCACUAAUGACGUACGCACCUCUAAGGGCCUAAGAUGUUAUAUAUAUUGAAUCUCUUGGCACUUACAUCCAUGUUUACCAAAGUCGUCGUUUAGUCUCACAACAUUUAAAAGUAAUUGGAAUUAUAAAGAAUGUGGCUUAAAUUCGACGUAAGGAAUAUUUACAUAAUUGAAUUUGGUAUUGAUGCUAAAAUAUAAAGUCGCAUAACCAUUAGAUUGUAUUAAAUUAAAAACAUUUAAGCGAUGGAGGAACAAGAAUUAUUUGAUCAUUAUUUGUUAAAAGAUCGCAAUUGAAUUCCUCUCAAUUAUCAAAAAUAUCAAACAAAUGGCUGAAGUACUUAAACAAAACGUAAUAUUUUAAUAUUUGUUUUCGUAACAAACAAUUUAGUAUUUUUGUAUAUAUUAAGAAUAUCAUCACAGUUUUCACUACAAUUAUCGCCUUCAGACUGUGAAUAUAUUAUCUUUGAUGUGGUGUUGGAUCUAUCGGUCCUUGCCUUGUUAAUGGAAACGCGGCCUGUGGCGCGGUGUAUACAAACAUAUAGCGAUAUAUAGGAGUGUUCACGGAGCAUUAUCACGCGAAUUUGAUAUACAACCUUGUCACGUGCCGCCUCCGUAAACAAGCACGUACAUUAUAGCAGCUAUACUUAAUUAUAAGAUAUCAUUCAGGAGUAAGAUUUCCUUCCUAUGCUAAAUCAGCAAUAUUAGGGUUACUUCAUUCGCUAUAUCAUCAACUUAUAUCAAUUAUUAUAUCAAUUAGGUAAGGACACAACUUGUGAUAAAGUUGCAACCAAGGUAACGAAACAUAUCAGAGUCUUUUGAUUCACGUAGGCUAAGAUUAUUGUAUUGUAAUGUUCUCUAAGUGUAGUGUGUUAGGGAAUGUUUUGACUAUUAUUGUGUAAGUUAUUGUAAGUUCUUUAGCGGUAUGUGCCAUCUGAAAUCAAUGCGUGUCGUUUGUGGUGGAAAACAAAUUACAAUUUACUUAUAAAAAGUGAAGAUUUUCAUAUAUUUUAUAAAAUGUAAUAUCUGAAUUACGAAAUUUAGACGUCCCUUUUUGAGUAAUUUGUGACUACUUUAACAUCUACAUCAGCUCUCGUACAUCUUUUCCAGAUGAUUUCACGGAUUUUCAGACACAAUAGUUAAAAAAUGGGAUUUGGAUUUUGGCGACAAUAUAUUAAUAAUAAUAAAUAAAUUCAUUUAUUCCAGAUUAACAUAAUUAUCCAUAUCUAAUAAAUUAAAUUAAUACAAUUACAAUUAUCAAAAUUAUGAUUAACAAUUUAAAAAAUAUAAUAAAUAAAAUAAAGUAAAGUAAUUAAUGGUUAUUUUAUCCCAACUGGGGUGUGGAGGCUCCGCCAGAGCUCGUGUAGCGGCUCGUGUAUUAAAAGGUCGUCUUGUGCAUUACAAAUAGCAGGGCAUAAUUUCAAAUAUCGACCAUCAUACUAGGAGAUCCCCCUUAUCACAGGAAAGUUAAAAACCUUAUCUUACGAAAAGUAUGUACAUUGUCGGUUAAGUGGCUAUGGAAUUUGAGAAGCAGUAGAGCUAUCGUACUUAUCUGUUUGAUAGAGUAGUAGUAAAAGAGAGCGGAGUUGAACCGGCGAUAGCGGUUCUCAUACAGAAUGCGCGUUAAUGUCUUUCCAAUCUCUUUCUUCUAUUUCUUGGCUAAUACUGACUGAUAGCGCUGCACCCACCACUUAUCAUCAUCAGCCCAUUAACGUCCCACUGCUGGGGCACGGGCCUUCCCUAUGGACGGAUAGGGAGAUCGGGCCUUAAACCAUCACGCGGGCCCAGUGCGGUUUGAUGGUUGUUAACGACUGCUAAUGCAAUCGGGACCAACGGCUUAACGUGCCUUCCGAAGCACGGAAGAGCUCGAGAUGAAAACUUUUUUUUUGUGGUCACCCAUCCUAUGACCGGCCUUCGCGAAAGUUGCUUAACUUCAACAAUCGCAGACCGAGCGCGUUUACCGCUGCGCCACCGAGCUCCCCAAUUAUCACACAUUUACACACUAUUACGCAUACAUUACAGGAUAAUAUUGGUAUAAAAACAUAUCUAUGUUAAAAAAAAAAACAUAUCUCGCGCGGUUUUCCACCCAGACGACUAAACAUACAGAUAGGAUGUUAUUUUGCAGAUGUCAGAGAAAUUACAUGAGAAUCAAAAUUAAAUGGUAUCUAAAGAUAAUUGUACAAGAGUAAAGUUUGAGCCCGACAUGUCAAUUGAAGAGUGUAUAGAGUAAAUUGAUAAUUGUGAAUAUAUACGCGAUUCGCGAACUAAGGUCUGUUUUGUUGCUGUCCACGAACAAAAAAAAAUAUGAUUGCAAGAUUAUUCAUUUAAUGUAAAACAUCGUCAGAUAUCUGCCUAGCCUGCAAAGUACAAUAGUGUCCGUAGAAGACCGAGCACAAAGUUAAGUUAUUUGCGCACAUUGGUACUUAGUGUGGGCAUGUGUGAGUAGGGUGACGCGCGGAGCGGAUAGCGUUUGUCAUCUUAACAUAACAUAACAAAUACUUUAUUGCACAAACAGGAAAUAACAAAAUACAAAACAAAAGAGAAAUAGAAUGAGUACAAUAGGCGGCCUUAUUGCUAAGUAGCAAUCUCUUCCUGGCAACCUCUCUUCAAUAAAUGAUUGGUACGAAAUCGGAUGUAAUGUUAUGUUAAAGUUAAAGUAUGUAAAAACAUUUGCACAAAAUGAUUAUUAAUAAAUUCAACUCGAACUCAAAAAUAUCUUUAUUCAGUUGGUAACACAGUUACACUCUAAAUCGUCAAUUUUUACAUAAGAACAUAUAUUUUUGUCGAACGGCUCAUCCGCCUAAAACUACUGCAGAUUCUCACAACCUGCAUCUAGCCGACGAAAAGUAGCAGGAAGAAAAACCUCGGCACAGGGCCUAAGACGCUCUUAAAAAAAAUCAAAAAAUAUUGAAUUCAAUUUCAAUGACUUGGCUCCCGGGCGGUUAAUCCUAUUCAUUUCUUUGUUCUUAAUAGUCUUUAUAAUAUUUUUUUUUUUCUGAUUAAUCCCUAUUCGUAUAUUAAAAUAAAUUAACCGCUACCCGCGCCGCUCGUCGCUCCGCCUGUCUCAGUCCGCAUAUUUACGUGUAAUGGUUAGUGAGAGAGCGGUCUCCGCUGCAUUGACUCUCGAGUAAUGUAAGUUUAGUCAAUUUUCGUGUCAAAUUCUCCCGAAAUUUCAAUUAAUUAGUAGAAGUCAGCACAAAGUGGCAAUUAUUAUCGUUAGGACGUGUUUACUUGUGGUCUGAUUCUGUGAUGAUCUAAUAUUUAUAAUCAAUUUCUCAUUUCAAUGUUUUUUAUUUCUAAAUUAUAUAAAUUCAAAUUUAUAAAAAAUAACUAUUUAUUAUAACGUUCAAAAUUAAACUUAAUACCAAAUGCACUUGUAUGUUUGAAAAAGUAACUUAGAAAUAAAUUGCUGAUCGAAAUGUAUAUAUUUAAUAUAUAUUUAUAUUUAUAAUAUAUUUAUAAAAUAUAUAUUCAUGAUAUUCAAAUCAACGUAUCAGACCAUCACAGUAAACACAUUAGCACUGUAUUACGUUGUGAGAUGUGAAGCAUAUUAACUUGGUGUGAGCAAUUAUAUAUUAUUAUAUAACGUAUAUAUGGAGUAUUUUAUAAUAUAUUAAUGUAAUAUAUACUAUUGUCAGCAAUAAUGCGAGCCGGUAUCACAGACAUAUCACUAGCUGUAAGCCAUAUACAAUUUGUGCUAGUUUUAUAUGUAAAUCUUUACAUUGUAUUUGAUGAAAUUAUUGCGUUAUUUUAAACGUGAAGUUAACAAUUUUUGAGAUGUAUAUAUCCUCAUUAUUGUGCAGAAGGUAAGAUAUUUAAGUAGGUAUGUUAUUCCUAGACAGAAAAAAUGGUACGUGAAGAUAAUACGAUCAUUUUGAGCGGUUAUACAACACUUAAAGAGCGGAAAAUACAAAUAUCUGUCAAUUUUAUAAGAUCUGCACAAAAAUGUACGUUAUGAAAUAUGCACAUGCUAGAUCUGGAGAGAUACAUUUUAGGAAAGUAUUCUUAUUUAUAUUUAUUAUCAUUUAAAUUUUGUAUUUUUUUUAAAUCUCAGACGUAAAAGUCUUAUUUAUAAUGUUUUUAUUUAGUUUCAAAUCAUGUUUAGCAUAAGUUACACCAAAUACGUUUUUUUAGCUACCCUUAUAUUAUUAUUUUUUCUUCUGAAUUAAUUUUUAAGUAUUAUGAUAACCUAUUAUAUUAAAGAGUGCUUCAUCUUUAAUAUUAUUGGCUUCUAACCUAUCCCACCUUAAAUUAUAUACUUAUAUCCUUUCUAGUCAAAAUAUUUAACAUAAUGAAUGAAUGGGUUACAAUAUCUUAUCCUAUCCUAAUUCUUAAAUAUGAUAAUUAAUGCUUCUCUAUAAAUUAUACUAUUUAUAUAGUCCUCAUCUAUAUUGGUAUGAAACCUGACUGCAAACAUGAGAAAUAUAAAAAAAAAUAUUUAAGGUAAUAUGAAAGCUUUAAAUUUAUGAUUUAAAUUAACUUAUUGUUUCAAAUAUAGCUGGAAUUCAUAUAAACCUUUUGUAAAAUAAUGUUAAUUAAAAAUACCCUUCCUGACGCCUCAUAUCAAUUAGGUGAGAUUAUGGACUCCCAGAUCACUUAAGAGGCCCCUGAGGACAAAUUAUUAAUCUUAACCUCUUAACGGGGACUGGAAAUCUCUGUUCCAGAAACAAUAGGUAAACAAUGAUAUACAAUUAAUAGCCGUCAUUUCCAGUAACACAGUUAGCUCAACCAUUGCAGAGGGCAAUGGAUGAUCCUCUGACUAGCCCAAUUAGGAAUAUACUCACAGAUUAGGUAAUAAUUACGACGCAAUAGGUGUCAGUAUCGCACCGGGAUCAUAUUUGCAGUCAGAAAGUUUCUCUUAGAUCAGUACCCGUCCGUAGCUCUGUAACUUUCUCUGUAGUACUUACUAUACUAUAAUCUAUACUUAACUUAAUUCAUUAAAAUCACAAUAUUAAAUAUAUACUUUUUCAUUCUCAUUUGUCAAUCAUAUUACUUAAAAUAUAAUUUAAUAUAUAAUCAUAAUAAUAAAAUAAAUUCAAUGCAAUAUUUAAUAGUAUAAAAUAUUACAUACAUCUUACCUCAAAACAUCGUAUUUUUCAUUACUUAUCAUUAUAUCGUAUAAAAAAUGUUUGUUGCCUCUACUGGUAAACUAAAAAGAAAAUGGAAAAAUAAUAUCAAAAGGCAAAAAUAAAUUUAAAACUUUUACACAAAUAAGAAAUAAAUGAGGCAAUAAGCACAUUUUAUAUUAAAGUACAUUUUAUAUUUUUCAUCAUUUUAUAUAAUAUUAAUAUUAUAAAUGUAAUAUAGAUGUUAAGCAAGUAUAUCAAGUGUAUAUAUAGUAUGAAACGCCCACAAAAUAACGAGUGAUAGACCGAGAUAGAAUUUAUAGACUCUUUUUUUCGGCAUACAUUCAUAUUUUCAGUAAAUAGUUCGUAUAUAUUUUUUUAAAGUACAAACUCAUUUUUAAAAUUAUUUUCAUAAAAUCCCCAAAUACGGUGACUUUUAGGAUAGUUGUGUAGUUUUAGAGUUGCUGUUUAUGUAAGUAGUUGGCGCAGAAUGAUAUUUUUGAAAACUGUUAUACAUAAUUAUUUAAACAAAAGGAAAUAAAUCUCUCACGAAGUCAUGAUACGUAACUUACAUCUACGAAUAAUUGCAAUUGAAUCAUUCUAUAAUGAAUGCAUGUUUGUAUAUUUUUUGAAACAGUUAAAGUAUCAUUCUGUAGUAUGUAAUAUUAGUUAGCGACACCUAUCGUUUUCCCCGAGUCGGUACUUGAAAACUUUAGCUGUAAAUAGCGCUCGAUUUAAACUCCUUAAACAGAGUAAAGGUGAUUUUGAAUAAAAGAAUGAUUAUCUUGUUAACAGAGGUCUAAUAAGGCGAUAUCGAAGGGAUUUAUCUAAAAAUCAAUAUUGUAAUUUGACAUUUGCAUACAGAAAAACAAGUGUGUCAAGUAAUUUCAAAUAAUAAUAUUACUUUAUCGGGUAAAUUGCUUCAGUGUAGCCUUUUUAAUACCGCAAGAUAUAAUUUUGUUUCAUAUAUCUGGUAACACAUACACUGACAAAUUGGGUGUAUUAUAUCCAGAUAUAUCAGUAGUAGUUUUUUUAAGUAUAUCAGUAAACCACUUCCAGUAAGAACAAAAAUAGCAAGGAUUUAAUAAUAUUUAUAGACAUCUGAAGUAGAAACGGUUUAAAUGUCAAUCUAUAUUUGAAACGCAAGCGAACGUUUCGUCGUGGGCGUUGCGGCCUUUGAGGUUUACCAUCGCUAAAGCAACAGAUUGUCAAAUUUUUAACAAUUGUUUCUCAAACUAUCCAUAACUUGGUAAUGGUAACACUUCAGUCAACACCUUAAAUAAAAGAUACUGUAAAAACUGGCAAAUCGAAACCGCCUGAAACGAAAUAAUUAUUUUUUAGCUCAAAAAAUUUAUAAAAUUAUUUAAGUUACUGAAUUAUUUAUAUGUAUAAAAAUGAAAUCAAAAUCAUCUUUAGUCUACGGCUAAACUUAAAAAGUAGAUGCCUAUAAACAUUGAAGUAGUUAGUAGAAUUUAUAAUAUAAAGAUCGCUUUACCACGAUGUUUUUAUCACUCUGGUUUAUAAUAUAUAUUAAAUUUCACGUAUAUUUUAAAAUUUAAUAAUAUUAAGCGUAAGUAAUAGAAUACUCAAUAUCUAGCGGUAAUUUUAGAUAAAUUAAUUUAAUAUUAGGUAUCUAAUCAUGUAUAACCAUAAUAUAUUUAAAUUCUAAUUUUAAUAACUUCUUUCAUCUAAAAUUUAAACCUGUAUUCUAAAAACGUUUACUCAUUUUAAUAAAUGUGGAUAUAGUAUUUAUUUUAACAAAAUAUAAUCAAGUAUGUAUAUGUCCUACAAAAUAAAACUAUGUUAUUAUUUUUAUUAUACAAUUCUAAAUUCUUUAGAUUUUGAUGGAAUUAGUAUAAAUUAAAAUUAUAAUAAUUUAAAAAUAUAAUCUAUAUAAUACGACGGCUAACUCAUUUAUACAUACUCAUACCUACUAUAUAGCUAGUCACUUAAUAUAUCUUCUAGACUAGAAUAAAAUUCUUAGUUUGACACUAGUGUUAAUGUAAUAUAAACUUUAUCACGUAGACGGUAAAGAUGACUGUAACUGACUGUUACGUUGGUAUUUUUGUUUCAGAUAUUUAUUUGUUGUAUGUACGUUGUAUGUUAUAGCUUUCGAUAUAGCAAUGUAAAAUAUUAGAUGGUUUUAGUGUUAAGUUUUAAGGGAAAUAUCUUGAAAUGUUAAACGUAUUGGAUUUACACUUUGGAAAGAUUGAGGUAAAGAAUAUUCCAAAGAGUUGAUAACUAGACAAAUUAUUUACUAAACUAUACAUGAAAGUAUAAGAAAUAUUCAUGAUUUAUCUUAUAAAAUCAAAAUAUUAUAGACAAAUUGAACAUGAAGAAGUAAAUAACAAGCAGAAGAAGUGAAGAGGUAGAAAAUUUCUAUAUAUUUAAAGAGGUAGGAAAACCCAUAUUUAAAAGCGUUGAAAACAUACAAUCGAUUUUAAGAUAUUCCCCUUACAACUACGUACUUAGUAAGUGUAACGAAAUAAUCAGAUUAUUACCUUAUAACCGAAUAUAUUCUAUCUAGCUGUAAUAUGGUCGAAAUUAAAUCAGUGAUCGAAUAAAAUUGUUACACCAAA